AUGGCGUUUGUAUUGAAUAAAACGCUAGGUCCGAUUGUGUCUCGGCGACUUUUACAACGUGUUAUAACGACGACGACGGCUCGCCAACAGCAGCUUCGUUUUCGUUCUCGUUUACCAUAUAAUACAGUUGUUCUAUUCGUUCCACAACAAGAAGCAUGGGUUGUCGAACGUAUGGGAAAAUUCUUUAAAACUCUAAACCCUGGUUUGAACAUUUUACUUCCGGUUUUGGAUAGUAUUCGUUAUGUGCAAAGUUUAAAAGAAAUAGCAAUCGAAAUUCCAAGUCAAACAGCUAUUUCAAAAGACAAUGUAACAUUGACGAUUGAUGGUGUAUUAUAUCUCAAAGUUUAUGAUGCUUAUUUGGCUAGUUACGGUGUUGAAGAUGCUGAAUUUGCUGUAACACAACUUGCACAAACAACUAUGCGUUCGGAAAUUGGUAAAAUUGCAUUGGAUACACUAUUUCGCGAGAGAGAAUCACUCAAU
Messenger RNA from Rotaria socialis, 480 nucleotides. The record is from the annotation of a GenBank genome assembly. NCBI's taxonomy places the organism in Eukaryota, Metazoa, Rotifera, Eurotatoria, Philodinida, Philodinidae.